Microdochium trichocladiopsis is the source of this 438-nucleotide messenger RNA. RefSeq names its product DASH complex subunit Dad2-domain-containing protein. The transcript is spliced from 3 exons. Gene Ontology annotation, biological process: attachment of spindle microtubules to kinetochore; mitotic cell cycle. The coding region runs from base 1 to 438 and encodes 145 amino acids. The record is from RefSeq and is a predicted model, not a curated record. Gene Ontology annotation, cellular component: mitotic spindle pole body; mitotic spindle; DASH complex. Lineage: Eukaryota; Fungi; Ascomycota; Sordariomycetes; Xylariales; Microdochiaceae.
AUGUCGGGACAUAUGCGGUCAGGCUCCGGUGCUGCCCAUGCCGGGUCGCAAGGCGGGCAAUCAGCGUCGUUAGUGGCGCGGGUCAACGAGAAAAAAGCCGAACUUGAAAGUCUCAAAGAGCUGCGAGAUCUUAGUGCGGAAAUGGCAACUCAAAUGGAGGCCCUGGAGCAGAAGCUGGCAACCCUCUCGGACGGCACGGAAGCAAUGGCCACUGUCAUGAGCAACUGGCACAAUGUCCUCCGUGCUAUAAACAUGGCGUCAGCGAAACUACCACAACCCAAAAUGAACGACGAAGAAGACGAGGGCGAGCCGAAGGACGAGCAAGAGCCGCUACCGCUUCCGCAGACAUUGGUUCGCAUCCCGACAGAGCAUGCGCCGUCACUACAGGCACAUGCCGACGAAGCUCUGGAGAACGAGCACAACACAUCGGCGACUUGA